Perca flavescens (yellow perch) is the source of this 783-nucleotide messenger RNA. RefSeq names its product core 1 synthase, glycoprotein-N-acetylgalactosamine 3-beta-galactosyltransferase 1a (gene c1galt1a). NCBI's taxonomy places the organism in Eukaryota, Metazoa, Chordata, Actinopteri, Perciformes, Percidae. The transcript has 2 exons. The coding region runs from base 13 to 783 and encodes 256 amino acids. Gene Ontology annotation, molecular function: N-acetylgalactosaminide beta-1,3-galactosyltransferase activity. Gene Ontology annotation, cellular component: membrane. The record is from RefSeq and is a predicted model, not a curated record.
UUGUGCUGGAUCAUGACAGGCCCCAACAACUUGGAAUCUCGCACCAAGCACAUCAGGGAAACAUGGGCCAAGCGCUGCAACAAAGUGCUGUACAUGAGCUCCAUCAAGACUGACUUCCCCACUGUGGAGCUCAACGUGAGCGAGGGGAGGGACAACCUGUACUGGAAGACCAUCCGAGCCUUUCAGUACGUCCACCAGCACCACCUGGACCAAGCAGACUGGUUCCUGAAGGCGGAUGAUGACACCUUUGUGGUCAUGGAGAAUCUACGCUACAUCUUGUCCAAAUAUGAUCCGGAAAAGCCAUUAUACCUGGGCAGAAGGUUUACCCCCUUCAUCAGGCAAGGCUACAUGAGUGGAGGAGCCGGUUAUGUCCUCAGUAAGGAAGCACUGAGGAGAUUUGUCACAGGGUUUAAUACUGGGGAAUGCACCCACUUCUCCACCAUCGAGGACAUGGCUCUGGGCAAAUGUAUGGAGAAGAUGGAGGUGAAGCCCGCUGACUCCAGAGAUGUGAAGGGGAGACAAACAUUUCAUCCUUAUCCUCCAGACUAUUACCUGGUCAGACAGCCCCCGAGACCACGGCCUUGGUAUCUGAUUUACGACCACUAUACUCCAGUAGAGGGUCCAGGUUGCUGCUCAGAUUUUGUUGUGUCCUUUCACUACAUUUACGCUGUUGAGCAGUACGUUUUGGAGUACCUGACGUACCACCUGCGGCCAUACGGAUACAAAUACAGGUUUAAUCCGGAUAGUGAUGAAGAAUUUAACACAACAACUAUGUCCACAUAA